AAAGAACGCUGAUGCUUAGUCGUAUUCACUAGACAGAAGUUCUCAAAGUCAGCCGCGUAGAAGAUUGCGUAAGCGAAGGACGGAAGCAAGGCAUGUCGCUGUGAGUGGUUCAUCGUCUGUGGUUGAUCCCAAAGAUGUUACAGUAGCUUUUCCUGAUAAAAAUAUCAAUGCAUCAUUGCCGCGCAGUGAGGCGCUGCACAACGCUGCGAUAUCACCUUGUACCAGUAAGUCGCCAAUUUACUAGUCAACUUUGACGGAGGAUCGGAACGCGUCGUAUGUAACAUGACGUUGUCUUGCAGCAUGUACAGUUGACAAAGUGAGAGCGGAAGCUUACAUUGUCAAUGCAGAUGCAAGUUUAACGCCUACACUGAACGAGGGUCAGAUCGCCAGCAUCGUCGUGGGAUUAUGUUGUUUCGUCUUUUUUGCGACCAUGAGUUGCAUUUAUCUGUUGAAACGCAGCCAAAAGGUUCGAACAUGGAGGGGACGAAGCAGUAUUACGCCGUCCGUCAUUGCAGGCGAAACCGCCGCCACGUCUUCUAAACUGGACCAUCCAUGUCCAAAAUCGGUCAGUUCUUUACAAAACAAUGACAGCCAUAUUUUGAAUAUCAUCAAAUCAUACAAUCGGAUGCCGGGAAGUCAGAAUACGCUGGAAGCGAUUGCCGAUGUGGCCGCGGCGUCUUAUUGGCCUUUACCGCCAUCACCGACCUUUGACGGCCAGUCUCCCUCUCGUCAUUAUUCCUGCGAUUCCAUUCAUUCGGACUUGUCGUUUCUGAAAGCUUCGCAAGCGUUCCUGUCCAUGUACGGUCAACCACUGUCGAUGCUGGAUACAUCGUCGCUUGUAAAUACCCGAUUUUCUGAUCUCGCCCAGCGUCUCAGCAAGAUGUCCACAAAAUCACCACCCGUUAAAUCGGGUAAAUAUCAAGGAGCUGACAAUCCGUUGGCGCCUCUUCCAUUUUCCGUACUUGGUGAAGGCACACAAGAGACACAGAUAAACUCCCAUCGUACCUUGUACCACGAUUGGCAAGAUAAAACGGCUUUGCCCAGUUACGAUCAUGCCGAGGAUUCCCCACUCUCUAUUAACAAGAACACUGGUCGGCUUCAUCGAUGGCCCAGUCAAAGGGGAUCAUCGUCGCCUAUUGGUUUACCACCUUCGACUCCACCACCAGCUCCGCCGUUCUUGCUCUAAAUCCCUAGAACGCGCUUUAUGAAUGGCUCAUGCUUUUUCUUUCUCAACUCACUAAAAAUGAACCGUGGCACCAAUGU
Molecule: messenger RNA, 1263 nt
Organism: Radiomyces spectabilis
Lineage: Eukaryota; Fungi; Mucoromycota; Mucoromycetes; Mucorales; Radiomycetaceae
Exons: 1
Coding region: 431-1186 (251 amino acids)
Source: RefSeq, a predicted model, not a curated record